Messenger RNA from Chanos chanos (milkfish), 9862 nucleotides. RefSeq names its product Snf2-related CREBBP activator protein (gene srcap). Gene Ontology annotation, cellular component: Swr1 complex. The transcript is spliced from 32 exons. The coding region runs from base 43 to 9849 and encodes 3268 amino acids. NCBI's taxonomy places the organism in Eukaryota, Metazoa, Chordata, Actinopteri, Gonorynchiformes, Chanidae. The record is from RefSeq and is a predicted model, not a curated record. Gene Ontology annotation, molecular function: ATP binding; histone binding; ATP hydrolysis activity. Gene Ontology annotation, biological process: chromatin remodeling.
CUGUCUAAACAAGCUCCUGGCGCCCAGCCGUGGCAUGACGCCAUGACUUUGGGUGGUCAGUCAGAGCUGGAUCAACAGCUGUCCCCGGUCCAUCGGAUCUCAGCGGCUAAAGGGGCUCAGCACGGCGCGGAAGAGCGACACGAAGCCCCCGGAGCCGAGAGCAGUGAUGGAGAAGCCGACAUGUCUAUGGAGGCGCAAAAUGACAACAGCAUAGUCACCCCAAACCCUACGCAAAAUAAGGUACGCCAGUGGAUAGCAGGCAGAACCACGGCAAGCUCUUCUCCAUCAACGUCUCCCGCGCCUUCUCCGUCUCCCGCCCCGUUGUCGUCAGGUGACUGGGCGCAGUCCCAGACAGACAGAGCCUCACCUGUCUGCGGCCCGCACGGCAAAAACAUGCCCCCCUCGUCUCAGGGUGGCUCCGGCGGCCAGUCUGAGCAAACACCCACGCAGCGAUCUCGCUCAGAAAAACACACAGACAUGGCAGAAUUAGCCAAGCACGAGGCAGAGAUUGAGCAUCGAACGCUUGCGCUGAAACGGGAGGGGUUCUGGUCUCUGAAACGCCUGUCUCGUGUGACGGAACCGGUCCGGCCCAAAGUUCACUGGGACUACCUGUGUGAGGAGAUGCAGUGGCUGUCGGCCGACUUCGCCCAGGAGAGGCGCUGGAAGCGGGGUGUGGCCAGAAAAGUGGUACGUAUGGUGAUGCGAUACCAUGAGGAGCUGAGGCAGAAGGAGGAGAGAGCUAAGAGGGAGGAGCAGGCCAAACUCAGGAGAGUGGCCUCCUCCAUCGCCAAGGAAGUCCGUGCCUUCUGGAGCAACGUGGAAAAGGUGGUCCAGUAUAAACAACAGUCUCGAUUAGAGGAAAAGCGUAAGAAGGCUUUGGACCUGCAGCUAGAUUUCAUCGUCGGUCAGACGGAGCGUUACUCAGACCUGCUCAGUCAGUCCCUACAAGCCGCUCCCGUGACAAACACUGAGGCCCCCACCCCUCCUCCCAAACACUCUCAGCUCAACGUCGUUGACGAGGAUGACAGAGAUUUCGUGCCUCAGUGUGAUGAGGAGGAUGAUGAAGAGACGAUUGAAGUUGAGGAACAGCAGGAAGGCAACGAUGCGGAGACUCAGCGGAGGGAAAUUGAAUUACUGAGACAGGAGGGCAUGCUCCCUUUGGACCAGCUACUUAGCACCCUCGCUCUCCCUCAGGAGUCGGCUUCAGAGGAAGAGCUGUCGGAUGAGUCUUCCUCCGUGGUCGAGGACGAGGAUGAAGAGUUCACAGCUAAUGAAGAUGAUGCGGAGGAUGAAGAGGAAACCAUCGAAGCCCAAGAGAUGAUUGAAGGAGAUGGGGAUCAUGCAGAAGAACUGGAUGACCUAGCCAAAGAAGGUGAGAUGAGUAUGGCGGAGCUCUUGGAGAAAUACAAAGGGGCGUACGCCUCAGACUUCGAGGAGCCGUCGGCGUCAGCUUCGUCCGCCAGCUCUGAGGAGUCCGAGGGCACCGAAGAAGAGGAAGAGGAGGAGACGGAGGGUGACGAUAGCGAGGAUGACAGCGGCACCUCUUCAGAUUCGGCUGCAGGUGAGGACAGUGAUGACGAGGUUGAGGAGGACGAAGAUGAAGAAGAAGGAAACAGUGAUGAUAAAGAGGAUGAUGAUGAUGAUGAGGAGGAGGAGGAUGAUGAUGGAGGAGAGGGGAUGGAGAUUCUCCUGAGGGAGGGAGACCACAGCCCUCCUCUCGCCACCUCCCCUCGGCCGAAGAAAGAGAUCAGCCACAUCGCCGCCACUGCCGAGAGCCUGCAGCCCAAAGGAUACACCUUAGCCACCACCAAGGUGAAGACGCCCAUCCCGUUCUUACUUCAUGGAACCUUGCGUGAGUAUCAGCACAUUGGACUCGACUGGUUGGUCACAAUGUACGAGAAGAAACUGAACGGCAUCCUGGCCGAUGAGAUGGGCCUCGGCAAAACCAUCCAGACCAUCGCCCUGCUGGCUCAUCUUGCCUGUGAAAAAGGAAACUGGGGGCCCCAUUUGAUCAUCGUACCCACCAGUGUGAUGCUGAACUGGGAGAUGGAGUUGAAACGGUGGUGUCCUGGCUUUAAAAUACUCACCUAUUACGGCAGCCAGAAGGAACGAAAGCUCAAGAGACAGGGCUGGACUAAACCCAAUGCCUUCCAUGUAUGCAUCACUUCAUACAAGCUGGUGCUUCAGGACCAUCAGGCCUUUAGACGUAAGUCCUGGAGGUAUCUCAUUCUGGACGAGGCUCAGAACAUCAAAAACUUCAAAUCCCAACGGUGGCAGAGCCUUCUCAACUUCAACAGUCAGAGGCGUUUGCUCCUCACCGGCACCCCUCUCCAGAACAGCCUGAUGGAGCUCUGGUCUCUCAUGCAUUUCCUCAUGCCUCACGUCUUCCAGUCACACCGUGAGUUUAAGGAGUGGUUCUCCAACCCCCUCACCGGCAUGAUCGAGGGCAGCCAAGAAUACAAUGAAGGCCUGGUCAAGAGGCUGCACAAGGUCCUGAGGCCCUUCCUGCUGAGACGCAUCAAAGCAGACGUCGAGAAACAGAUGCCCAAGAAGUACGAGCAUGUCAUCCGCUGUCGCUUGUCCAAGAGACAGCGCUUCCUGUACGACGACUUCAUGGCACAGGCUUCGACGCGGGAGACGCUAGCCAGCGGCCACUUCAUGUCAGUGAUCAACAUCCUGAUGCAGCUGCGUAAAGUGUGUAAUCACCCCAACCUGUUCGACCCGCGGCCCAUCCAGUCGCCCUUCAUCACCGAGCCCAUCGUCUACUCCACGGCCUCCCUCGUUCAGCAGGCCUUGGAGACGUCACCCUUCAAGUGUUGUGAUCUGUCCAUGUUUGAUCUGAUUGGUCUGGAGGGGAGGGUGUCCAGAUACCAGGCAGAUGUGUUUGUCCCCCGCAGGAAAGUCACUCAUCAGCUGAUUCAGGAGAUUAUGGACUCCCCUCAACCUCCCCCCAGGCCCAAACCCGUUCGCAUGAAAGUCAACAGGAUGCUUCAGCCGUUGCCCAAGGCUGACGGUCGUACGGUGGUGGUAGUGAACAACCCUCGGCCCACGUGCCCAGUUCCCCCUGCUGCUCAACCCCCACGACUUCCCCUCAUAACGGAGAUCAAUCCUGCCCCGUCUUCAGCACUGCCAGCGCCACAAGUGUGCACCGUUGGUCCUACCGCCGCUCCACGGGCUCCCGUGUGUCCAAACCCCCCUGCUGUGGCUGUCGGGACGGGGGUGGCAGUCAGGCCGGGCGUCGCUCACCCAGUCAUGACGGUGCGGCCCCCGACUGCCGCUGGCACGCCGACGGUGUCCGCUGCUCCUCCGCCCACCAGUAACGUGACGACACAGAGAGUCUUGCUGAGCCCAGACAUGCAGGCCAGGCUACCAUCCGGAGAGGUGGUGAGCAUCGCCCAGUUGGCCUCACUGGCCGGACGGCCGGUGUCAUCUUGUCAGGGUAGCAAACCAGUCACCUUCCAGCUGCAGGGCAACAAGCUCACACUGUCAGGGACCCAGCUGCACCAGGUCCCUGUCCAACAGCCACGGCCCAUCCAAGGAAAUGUUAUGCAUCUGGUAUCCAGUAGUGGGCAGCAUCACCUUAUUAGUCAGCCAGCACAGGUGGCGCUCUUCCAGGCAGUCAGUCAGUCAGGCACAGGCUCAAUAAAUACUCACCCAGUCAGCUCAGCCCCAGGCCCGUCUGGACUGGCAGUGCCACUCUGCACCGCUCAAGUGUCCUCCACCGUGGUGAACAGUCCGGGGAUUGUUAAGAUAGUCGUGCGACAGUCAGCUGGAAAAGAGGGAGGGGUCGUUCCUACCUUGGCUGUGCCCCCCUCCCCUCGUGCUGCUCCUCCGCAGGCUGUCUCUCUACACCCCCACGGCACGCCGGGUCCUGUCCUCAGACUGCCAGCCCCCCCUCAGCAGCCUCCACAUCGCCCCCCCGUGUACGCCGCUCCACCUCGAAUCCCUACCUCAGCCUCGGUCCAGCCCCAGCCUCCGCGCCCUGUGCUCAGGGUGGUGCAAGGACCAGCAGCAAAUACAGAGCAAGCACGGGUGAAUGCUCCGUCAGGGCGCGAGGACAGCAGUGACGUCAUCGCGGUCCGCAUGAGCACUCCUAAGGCAGCGUCGGCGUCACAGGGCGGCGGAUUCGCCUUUCAGCGUCCCCGGUUUCAACCUCCCCCUCCUCCGAGAUCCCCCUUUUACAUGGCCUCGUUAGCGGAGAGCCAGAAAGCCCAGCGCGACGACCGGCUCUCUCACAUCAUCCGAGUGAACGAGCAGCACUGCAACACCAGGCCUGUUUACGGCUGCGAAGUCCUGGACUUUCUCACCUUCCUCCCCGGCUCCCGCCCGGCCCCGGCCCGCCCCGUCCUGGGCGACUGGGGCCACUCCGGAUACGCUUCCUGCCUCACAGCCCAGUCACGGAACAAGGACGACUACUGGAACCAGAGCGAAGCUCUUAAGGCAGCGAUUCACUCCUCAGAGGAGAGACUGCAGCUGCUGUCAGAAAUUAUAGACAGGUUCACAUUCGUCAUCCCUCCCGUGGAGGCUAAACCUAUCACCAUCCACAGCUGCCACCCUCCUCCCUCUCUCAGCCACCAGCAGGCAGUAUUCUCUUCCAUGCUGUCCUCCAAAGUCACGCCUCUGACUCACUGUCUCCACCGUAUCCAGUGUAACACGAGGACGCAGUUCCCAGACCUCAGGCUUAUUCAGUACGACUGCGGUAAACUACAGACUCUUCAUAUCCUGCUGAGGAGGCUCAGGGCAGAAGGUCACAGAGUGCUCAUCUUCACUCAGAUGACGCGCAUGCUGGAUAUACUGGAGCAGUUCCUCAACUACCACGGACACAUCUACCUACGGCUGGACGGCAGCACGCGCGUGGAGCAGAGACAGGCCCUGAUGGAGCGUUUCAACGCAGACCGCCGCAUCUUCUGUUUCAUCCUGUCGACCCGUAGCGGCGGCGUGGGGGUUAACUUGACCGGGGCAGACACGGUCGUUUUCUACGACAGUGACUGGAACCCAACCAUGGAUGCGCAGGCUCAGGAUCGCUGCCACCGUAUUGGUCAGACCAGAGAUGUCCACAUCUACAGGCUGAUCAGCGAACGCACAGUAGAGGAAAACAUCCUGAAGAAAGCGAACCAGAAGAGGAUGCUGGGAGAUAUGGCUAUCGAAGGAGGAAACUUCACCACCGCCUUCUUUAAACAGCAAACAAUCCGUGAGCUGUUUGAUGUCUCUGAGGGAGAGAAGAAGGAGGCCGAGGUGAACAUGCCUUCGUCAGAGGAAGAAGAGGCUAUUAACAAACAAAAAACCACCAUACUAGAACAGGCCUUGUGUCGUGCAGAGGAUGAAGAAGACAUAGUGGCUGCCUCCCAAGCCAAGGCUGAACAAGUGGCUGAACUUGCAGAGUUCAACGAAAGCAUCCCAUUGGACGAUGGUGGGGAGGGGAUUGGCCGAGAUCAGGAAGAAGAAGAACUUUCCAAGGCCGAGCAGGAAAUUGCUGCUCUUGUAGAACAGCUUACCCCAAUUGAGCGAUAUGCCAUGAAUUUCUUGGAGGCAUCUCUCGAAGACAUUUGUAAAGAGGAGCUGAAACAAGCAGAGGAGCAGGUAGAAGCUGCCAGGAAGGGCCUGGAUCAGGCAAAGGAGGAGGGCUUAAAAUUGCAUCAGUCGUCAGACAGCGACGAGGACGACUUAUUGCAUCUCACUGCUGAAGAACCUACUCAACCCACGCCUGCUCGUCGCACACGUAAACACAAAGAGAAGGGCGCACCAUCCACGAGGGUCAGCGGGAGGCUCAGAGGGACCCCAGCGAGGACGGACGACGACACCUCUCCUGUUCGUCCAUCGCCUGAGCAGGAGAGAGGAAGAAGGUUGGGGUCGCAGAAUUCCGAACCCAACGCAAGCCGCGCGACUCCAGCAGCUAGUUCCACACUGAAGUCGCCCCCUCCUCGAGAAACGCCCGACAGGCUACGGAGUGGUCUACGCGGGAAAGGGACAACCAAAGAACCCACGGCGUCCGCCGCCCCGUCCCGAACGGAACAGAACCAGACGUCACCCCGUGUCUCCGAUUCGUCGAGACCUUCGUCCCCUCCCAAGGACUUUGGUGGGAAAUCCCACCAGCCUAACUCUCCCUCCGGCUCUGAGCUUUCGGCUGCUACGUCUCGUGCAGCAGAAAGAGCACACGGUGGACAUGCUGCCUCUCCCGCAACUUCAGUCAUUGCUCACAGAGACAGUGGUGAGGAGCUAAAGAAAGAGGCAAAAUCAGAUACUCCUCAGCAAGUCAGGAGAGAGAGGAGAGGGUCCAUGUCUUCGGACUCCAUAUGCUCCCCUGAACAUCAGCCAGACCAUGAUGGCAGGGAGCAAGAACAGGACCUUCAGCAUUCUCAACCUCUCUCUCCGACCCUGUCAUCUGCUCUCUCUCGCUCGCCGCGUAAGCGCCAAUCUGCCGACGGAGAGGUUCUCCGGGGCCUUCCGGAAGAUUCCCCCUCCGCCAAAGUCCUCCGUAAGCUUCCCGGCCGCCUGGUCACAGUGGUGGAAGAGAAGGAGCCAAGGCGGAGGAGGAGAGGAGGCAGCGGAAGUGGAGGAGUGCACACCGAAGGGUCCUCUGAGGAGACCGAACAUCCGGACUGUGCUCCUGACGUAGCACCUGUCUCUCCAGACAGAAGUCAGACUUCAAAAGAGAAAGGAGUCUCAUCUAAAUCAAGCCCGCCAUCCUCAAAUGUCCCUCAGACACAACAGGUGCAGGACCAAGCCUCACCGACGUUGCCUUCAAGUCCUGGGAGGGGAUACCACCCUUGUUCUCCCACUCAUUCACCAGAUAUGCCCGUCCUUCGGAACCUACCGGUACGCAGACGACUGGAAACCGAGUCUCGCAUGGCGGCGCAGUUAGGUGAGCAGUACCUGGGUAGAGGUAGAGGGGUGGACCGGCGAAGGAGCCUGUCUCCGAACUUCCCUAACAAACAAGAUCCCGGUGCAGCCAAGGAUGGCAGCAGCCUUUCCCCUCCGGCUCCUGCUGAUGUCAACGUGACCACUGCGCCGGUCAAACGCAAGAGAGGUAGACCCCCUAAGACUCCGCCAAGGGCACCGGAGCCUCCUGUACAACAGCAAGCCUCUCCCCCACGGACGUCUGCGAGCGAAGAGCAGAGCCCACCCCUCUCGCCCAAACGAAGACGAGGUCGUCCCCGCAAAGAAUCUGCUACGACCCCUGCGGGAACUGUUAGAGACGGACAACAACCGAAACAAAGUACAACCUCAUCCUUGUCCAGUCUGCAACAGGCUGGUCCUACCUCUCCCAGGUCCAACCCUCCUAGCUCCAGCGCAGGGCCUGAGACCCGGUCUCUUGUCCCCGAGCCCCGCUCAGAGAGGCUUACGGCAACAGACCCGAUCCAAACCCCGACGGCUGCACCUGUCAAAGCUGCUGACUCCACCCAACUACCUGUUGCAGACUCUCAGACCAACCUAACCACUACACCGUCAGCGCCAUCUUGCCCCAAACCCAGUCAUUCUGAGGUCCAAUCAACUCUUUUGACUGUCACACAACCAUUGUCCAGUGAUGUUCAGAGUAACCUAAACCCUACACUUCCCUCACAAUUGGCUUCUCCCACUGACCCUCAGAUCAACGCCACCAUUACAGCAGCACCACAGACCACCUCUACGCCAAAUGCCAUUCAGACCAAUGUAACCUCCACACUUGCACUACAACUGCCCGCCAACCUCAGUGAGCACAUUACAAACGUGAACCCUAUGCCUGCUUCAACGCCAACACUGAGAUCACCACCUGCUGUCUCACAAACCAACCCAGCGACUUCAUCUUUCUCACAAGUUGUAACCAUAAGCAGUACAGCAACGACAGCUUCCCCUCAGAUCACGCCCACAUGUGACCAAACGAGUUUGAAUCCACAAAUUCCACAAUCCUCAACCGAACUGACACAAAACCCAGAGUCUACACAACCGUCAUUAAAUCCCAGCACAACAACUACAGCUUCAAAGCUACCAUCACCAAGCCAGACAUCUACACAACCUUCAGUACCAACUACUGGCUCUGCGGAGGCCUCACCUACCCCCAUCCAAAAGUCUACCGAACCCUCUGUUACACCCAGUCCAACAACCAUAGCGUCCCCACAGUCUUCAAAGGCUACAGUAUCCCUACAGUCCCUGCCAACACAUAACAAAACUACGGUCUUUACCUCCAAACACCCGCCUGCAUCCAGCCCUGCGACAAGUGUGCCCCGACAAUCCUCACCCGCUCUUGAUGACGCAGUCACUCAGGCAAAGAACCCAGAGGGUCAGACCAACUCGGAAGUGAAAAUCGAGGUUGAGACGACACAGGAAAAAAUGGAGGUCGAGGAAUCGGAAAAGGAUGGGCGGACGGUCGAAGAAGGGGAGGGAGACGGAAGCGAAUCUCGGCCCAAAAGAAGGAAAGUGGAGAAUGUGCCGGUCACGGAGACCGACGCCCGCGUGUCCUCCGGGGGCGACGGCGGAACCGUGUCGGCCGGAGACGGGGCCAGGGAAAGAGACGAAAGCGAGAACAGAACUUCCGCCAAGAAAAGACCCAUCAGCAGGCAGAGCAGUCAAGAGUCUGCCCGUUCCUCCUCUCCUUCUUCUGUGUCGUCGUCGGGAACUCGUUCUUCCCUGUCAAAGAAGACUGGGAAGAGCAGAAUGCCUGCCAAGAGGAAACGCGUGGAGGAUACCACAGAAGGAGACGCAGUGGAGGGUACCACAGAAGGAGACGCAGUGGAGGGUACCACAGAAGGAGACGCAACAGGUGAUGCUGGAGACGAGCCUGCGGCACGUUCCCAAAGAGGGCGGUCUCGCUCUUCCUCUUCCUCCUCUUCUUCGGGAGACUCGGAGGAAAGGAACGAGAAACGGCUUACGCGCUCAGCACAAAGGAUAUUGGAAAAGGAGGCAAAAAAUGUCAAAGGGGAUAAUGUAAUUAAACAGAGGAGAAGCUCUGGAAAGAAAUCCAGCACUGAAACGUCUGUGAGGGUCACCCGCAAAUCCUCAGGUCCUCAGUCUGUCUCACAGUCCAGCACCUCAACUCCUGUAACACCUGCCCUCUCCCCGGAACCUGAAGUCCUAGGCAAACGCUGCUCCGCUCUCAAUGCUGCUGCCAAGCUCUUAGCGAUGAGAGGAAGGGGACCUGAUACCCCCAGCCCAGGCCCCAGAGGGAAGGCCAGCGCCGGCGUGCAACACGCUGGGUCUCCUUUGUCGUCUGAAAAGAACGCCAGACCCAAAAGCCGAGGUUCGCAGGAUUCCCCGCUGACAAAUUCUUGCAACAGUAAGGGAGGGAGCAGCGGCAGACAGACACCCACCCAACCCCCCCACCAAACCUCUGACUCCAGCCACACGGCCGCCCGUUCCACCAGGCAGCGGCCCGGGAGCUUGUUGCCCCCGCUCAAAACCGACAACAAAAGGGCCAAGAGAGAGGACAAGAGAAAGACUUCGGAACAGAGGGAGGAAGGCGAGGACGAGAACAGGGAGGCCGCCAGGUCGCCGAGAGGCCACAGCGCCUGCAGCAGCGUGAGCAGCGACAGGGGCGCGGGGAGCAGCAGGAGCAGAAGCAGCAGUAACAGCAGCCAGCGUACUCACAGCCUGAGCUCCCAGAGCACGGGCCCCCCGCGUUCCCGCUCUCGAGCCCCUUCCUCCGGCAGCGAGACGGAAAGAGGCAAGAGGAAACGGGGAGAAGGCCGUGGGCGGGAGAGCAGGAGAGAGAGGAGGUCGCAGAAGAAAGACAGACCGGAACUGAGCGCUGGGUCCAGCGAAGGAACCCCUGACAGGGUGCUACGCAGUGUGGCUGCUCUGGCGGCAGCACAGGCUCGAACCCCUGCCAGUAACACUCGCUCUUCCUCCACCCAGCAAAGGCACAGCAAGACAUGAUUGGCAGGGCAAA